GAGAGAGAGAGAGAGUCUCAUCAUCAUCAUCUUCUAAAUGCAAAACAAAACUCUCAAAGCUCACCCCACACCACACACUCUACCUCCAAUCCUGCACUUCUCUCACACACUCUCUCCCUUCCACACUUUUUAAUUAUUACCCAAAAAUGCCUUUUCUCUUCACAUGACACACAUCCACUGGAAAAACUCUAAUAUGGGAAUUUCACAGCAUUGAUGAUUGGUCGCAAAAGUCUGGGAUAAAUGGUGGAACUUUUCUGAGCGUUUGGUCCGAGCUUCCACUUCCAUUAUUACGUGUGGGUGUGUGUGUGCAUGGCUGACAUCACCAUGUUCAACCUCAUGGGGGGAAGAUCAUGAUGAAGGCUCUGCAAUCUGCAUGACAUGGUGGAUCUUGAUGACGAGAGAGGUGUUGCCAGCAGGAAUUCCAAGAAGAAGGAGCUUCUUUCCACUGUUAUGGAAAGAACCAGCGCAUGGAUUUUUUCCCAGGAAAUUCCCAGUGAUGUCACCGUUCAUGCCACAGGAGCUUCCUUUGCACUCCAUAAGUUCCCAUUAGUCUCAAAAUGCGGGUACAUAAGGAAACUUGUAUCAGAAUCGAACGAAGCCGAUCUUUCUGAUAUCAAACUAGUUGACAUUCCUGGUGGGAAAGAAGCAUUUGAGCUUGCUGCCAAGUUCUGUUAUGGGAUUAAUUUUGAGAUCAGCACGGAGAACAUCGCACCACUCCGAUGCGCCGCCGAGUAUCUGGAGAUGACUGAGGACUAUGCAGUAGGCAACCUAGUGGGAAGAACCGAGGCCUACUUGAAGGAAGUGGCAUUGAAGAGCCUUGCAGGAGCCAUCACUGUUUUGCACAGGACAGAAAGCCUCUUUCCAAUUGCAGAGAAAGUGAAAUUGGUUGGCCGAUGCAUCGAUGCAAUAGCAUUCUUAGCCUGCAAGGAGAGUCAGUUCUCCGUGACUGGUGCGAACGAGGACGGUAAUGCUGUAAUUUCUUCUAUGGCUUCGCAUCAUAAGAGCCCCUUUGUGGAAUGGUGGGCUGAAGACUUGACUAUUCUUAGAAUCGAUAUCUUUCAGAGGGUUCUCAUUGCGAUGACAGCCAGAGGUUAUAAGCAAUAUGCACUCGGUCCAAUUCUUAUGCUUUAUGCACAAAAAUCUCUGAGAGGGUUGCAGGACAUAUUUGGGAAGGGAAGAAAGAAAAUUGAGCCAGAGCAAGAGCAUGAGAAGCGGGUCGUUUUAGAAACAAUAGUAAGUCUUCUUCCGAGGGAGAAGAAUACUAUGUCGGUGAGCUUCCUCUCUAUGCUUCUUCGUGCAGCUAUGUAUCUCGAGACCACAGUGGCUUGUCGCCUCGACUUGGAGAAGAGGAUGGGCUUGCAAUUACCGCAAGCUGUUCUGGAUGAUCUGUUGAUACCUUCUUAUUCUUUUACGGGUGACACAUUGUUCGAUGUCGAUACCGUGCAGCGGAUUAUGGUGAACUACUUAGAGUACGAAAUGGAUGGGAGACGUUUGGGAUUUAAUGAGGAUGAAGAGUAUGUUUCUCCUCCUCCUAGUGAUAUGGAGCGGGUUGGGAAGCUUAUGGAGAACUACCUUGCAGAAAUAGCAUCAGAUCGGAAUUUGUCGGUCUCAAGGUUCAUUAGCCUUGCUGAGUUAGUUCCAGAACAAGCGAGGGUGACAGAAGAUGGAAUGUAUAGAGCCAUUGACAUCUACCUCAAGGCUCAUCCUGCUCUCAGUGAACUGGAAAGGAAGAAAGUUUGCAGCUUGAUGGACUGCCAGAAGCUAUCACGAGAAGCCUGCGCUCAUGCCGCUCAGAACGACCGGCUUCCUGUUCAGACCGUGGUCCAAGUCCUGUAUUACGAGCAACAGCGCAUGCGAGAUGCCAUGAAUGGAAGCCUUGGGGGUGAAUCUCCUGCUGCUUCACGCAAGUUAAAUGUGUACUCCACCGACAUCCACCCAGUCUCGGACGAACUCUCUAGCUUGAAACGAGAGAACGAGGAUCUGAAAAUAGAGCUAGUCAAAAUGAAGAUGAGGUUGAGAGAGAUCGAAAAGUCAACACUGAAAUCAGCAGCAGGAAGCCCGGCAGGGAGCACGAUGUCAUCUGCUGAUAAGCCUCCUUUGCCUCGAAAAUCAUUUAUAAACUCAAUGUCGAAAAAAUUGGGUCGGCUUUAUCCGUUUGGAGUCACACCUCCCAAUGCUCGAGGUAAAAUGAAGCCGAGCAAGGACCGGCGGCAUUCAAUAUCUUGAGGAGUUGAUAUGCCUUGCAGCCGUUUGAUACUUGGAGAAGAGAUUAGCUGUCUUCUUGUUUAGCUUUAUGAGGAUCGCAAGCAUAUCUAGAAGUUCCUAUCAGUCUGUUUUGAUCUUUCUUUUUCCCUUUUUUCUCUUCAUCGUGUGUUGUAAAUAUUCUUAUCAUGUGAUCAAUUGUGACAGUUGAAUGGUGAAAAUAGUAUUGCCGGAAUGAAUUCAUUGGUGUC
Messenger RNA from Syzygium oleosum, 2453 nucleotides. RefSeq names its product BTB/POZ domain-containing protein SR1IP1. The coding region runs from base 379 to 2226 and encodes 615 amino acids. Lineage: Eukaryota; Viridiplantae; Streptophyta; Magnoliopsida; Myrtales; Myrtaceae. The record is from RefSeq and is a predicted model, not a curated record. Gene Ontology annotation, molecular function: protein binding. The transcript has 5 exons.